Messenger RNA from Meriones unguiculatus (Mongolian gerbil), 3623 nucleotides. RefSeq names its product potassium channel tetramerization domain containing 4 (gene Kctd4). The transcript has a single exon. Gene Ontology annotation, biological process: protein homooligomerization. The record is from RefSeq and is a predicted model, not a curated record. Gene Ontology annotation, molecular function: protein binding. Bases 189 to 968 code for a protein of 259 amino acids. Lineage: Eukaryota; Metazoa; Chordata; Mammalia; Rodentia; Muridae.
AAAGCUCCUGCAUGCGUAGCUGACACGCCACCUACUGCAAAACCCAGCUGCCGGCGCAGGCGGUGCUGCCAGCAUUUCAUUGCAUCGCCAGGCUGGGACGGGAUAAAGGCGUGCUUGUGUGGUAGUGUUUCCUUUUAAAAGGAAAAAAAAUCUCCAAGCCAAGAACAAGCUGAAAUAGCAUCCUGAAAAUGGAGCGUAAGAUAAUCAGAAGAGAAAAAGAAAGGGAGUACGAAGGGAGGCACAACAGCCUGGAAGAUGCUGAGCAAGGCAAGAACUGCAAAUCCACGCUGAUGACCCUCAACGUUGGUGGAUAUUUAUACAUUACUCAAAAGCAAACACUGACCAAGUACCCAGACACUUUCCUUGAAGGUAUUGUAAAUGGGAAAAUCCUCUGUCCAUUUGAUGCUGAAGGCCAUUACUUUAUAGACAGGGACGGGCUCCUCUUCAGGCAUGUCCUAAACUUCCUACGGAAUGGAGAACUUCUAUUGCCCGAAGGGUUUCGAGAAAAUCAACUUCUUGCUCAAGAAGCAGAAUUCUUCCAGCUCAAGGGGCUGGCGGAGGAAGUGAAAUCCAGGUGGGAAAAAGAACAGCUGACACCCCGAGAGACUACUUUCUUGGAAAUAACAGAUAAUCACGAUCGUUCACAAGGACUGAGAAUCUUCUGUAAUGCUCCUGAUUUCAUAUCAAAAAUAAAAUCUCGCAUUGUUCUGGUGUCCAAAAGCAGGCUGGAUGGGUUUCCAGAGGAGUUUUCUGUGUCUUCAAAUAUCAUUCAAUUUAAAUACUUCAUCAAGUCUGAGAAUGGCACUCGGCUCGUCCUAAAGGAAGACAACACCUUUGUCUGCACCUUGGAAACUCUUAAGUUUGAGGCCAUAAUGAUGGCUUUAAAGUGUGGUUUUAGACUGCUGACAAGCCUGGACUGUUCCAAAGGGUCAAUUGUUCACAGCGAUGCACUUCAUUUUAUCAAGUAAUUACCUGUCUCACGAACAAAGGCAACAAGCAUGCAGCCAGCAAGCUUCAGAAGCCACAGAAUCAAAGGCAUCCCAAACAACGUGCCCAGCUAGCUCAUCCCAGAGUCCGGCUGCUGAUCAAGUACUGUGAGCUAACGGUAUGUAAAUCUAUCACUAAAGAUGUCCUUCUCUGGGGUAUUCUGCCAUCACACUUCCACCUACAGUGAAGCUGUGGUCUUCUACACUGUAAAUAAAGACAAUGCUUUUGCUAAUCAUUAUUAUUAUUAUUUUGCUUAAGCUGUCUUUCAAUGAGAAUGUCUUGGGUACUUGCAUCUAUCACUCACUGUAGCAAAUGCUAACAAACAGUUCAAAAUCCUUUCUACUUAGAGCAAAAAUCUACAAAGAAGCCGAACUGGUAAAAUAAACAAGGAGAGCAAAAUAAAUGUACAGAGCUACCUAAAGCAGGGGCAACAGUGAAUCAAAACGGGAUUGCAAAACACAUUUGAGCUACUGAUUUGACUUUUUAAAUAGCAGGCAUCAAACGCUUUAUUACAGCUCCUGUAUUUCAUACAAGAAUUAUGGCUAAAUUGAUAUUUUGCUGAAAAUUCCUAAGACACUGCUUGAUGACAAUAAAAUAAAUAAAUAAAAGCACUGUUAGCUUCUUUGCUUGUAUUAAUGACUGUAAUAUAAGUUACAUGUGUCACUUUAAACACAAAUAGUGCCACUUGAUGAUUGUGCACAAUAUUCUGCAUUGAUGCAAUCAACUGUUGGGCUGUAGCACCUGGCUGGUCCUGCAAGGGGCAGAAAUGAACAACUGUACUUUCCGGCACACUGUGCUCCUGCACGGCAUGGGUAGCUUGGUCCCAGCUAGGUACAUGGCAUUAGAAUGGAAGAGCCCAUUUUUACAAUCACUCUAUGUGCUCAUUUUUCAAAAUAUUAAAUGAGCAUUAUUCAUCAAUACUCUUAAAAAAGAGCGCUACUGUUCCAUUAAAAAUCUAUUAUCUAAAAAAGUCUUUCAAAAAUUCAUACUAAAAACCAACAAAGUCAAUACCACCUACUCAAUUUCCAUGUUAUACUAAAAAUACUUGGUCCGAUGCUAAAUCUCAAAGUCACAGAGUUGUGUUGAUUUUUUCUAUUUCAUGCUAACAUUUACAGAAACUGUAAACCUUACUCUAUAAACGACUGUUUAAGGACUAAUCUCCCACUUAAACUCUAAAUGUGAGUGCACACUUUGUCCACUUACUCUGCAAAGAGCGCCUAAUCACUCCUAUGGUUUCUAAGAACAAAUUGUCUUAAAUUUAAAAUAAAUAAGCUGGAAGUGGUAAUUCAUGCUUGAAUACCAGUAGUUGAACCCCCUCCAGCUGAAGCAGGAGGAUUAACACAAGUCUGAGGCCACCUAGGGCCGUGAGGCUCUUUCUCAAAAAAGACACAGCAAGGGAAAAAAGGGGGGGGGGGUCAGGGAAGCAAUCAUUAAAACUACAACUAAAAUCCAACCUUAAUUAUAAUAAAACCAACAAAACUGUUGAUUAUCUCAGCUGAGUUUAAGUAGUUAAUCAUAUAUUACAAUAUUUUGAUUACAUAUAAAAUUUAGAAUAAUGCUCAUUAUUAUUAGUAACUACUAUUGACUUUCAUUUACAAGAUCUAAGGAAAUAUUAAGGCUGCUUGUACAGACUAAAAGAAAGCCUUUAAAAGGUACUGUACAAAGUCCUUCAACUUUCAGUGUCAACUACAUAAUUUUCUCUGAUGUUACAUCAGAAAAAAAAUGCUUUUCCUAAAGUAUCAAGUUUUCUUAGUGAACCAAAUAUAAACAGUUUAGUCAGGACUUAAAGGGACUACUAAAAAAGCGUACAAUUUGCCAGUGGCUGUUACUCAACAGUUUACAGACCUCCUUAGCUUAUAAGCUGACUUUUCCUUGGCAUCUGGAUGUGGUAAUGAAGAUUACUGGUAGUGAUUUAAUGUCAGUCAACUUUUUUCUCUAUCAAGAUUUCACUCCAGACAAUAAAGACACACUGACAUAAUCAGUUACAGGACAUGAAGCGAACAAAUCUUAGAGCUGCAAGGAAGGCUUUUCAUGACUUCUGUUAUGAACCAUCAAAGGAAUCAGGAUCAUGUUUAUGUGGCUCUUUAGAUGAAUAUUCACAUCUGAAUUUAAGUCCUCAAACUGUAAGGCAUCAUAGUAAUCUACAACAAUUAGUCUACAGAAAAACAUGACUACACUGGGGUUACCUUGUACCUCUUUAGAAAUGCAUCUUUGCAAAAUCAAAAUGAACUGUAUUUACAGAUUUAAGUGCCUAAAUGUUGUGCUGUGGGUAUACAGAAAAUAUCUAGUUUUAAAUUUUAUAGUCUUCUUAAAACAUUUACAAGGAUCUUCCACUUACGAUAUCUUAAAAACCUCGAUUUCCAAGAGCAAACCUUCCCCAACAAUUUUGUUUCAAUGAGUGUAUAAUUUCUUUCUCAUAAGCAAAUGUUAUAAAGAACUCAUCAGCAUCUCUUUAUCUUUUUAAAGAAAGGUGAUAAAGGCUAUUUACUACACUUUCCAGGACCUCAGCAUACAUUCCCCUGUAUCUACAACUGGCCCACUCAGUGAUUCUUGAAUCUAACUUUAAAAAUAUGAAAACAAAAAUGUACUUAUGGCUUUCUGCUGUAUUGUAAAAUGUGUCUGUGCAGCAUGAAGAA